Erigeron canadensis is the source of this 1120-nucleotide messenger RNA. Its product is annotated as E3 SUMO-protein ligase MMS21. Gene Ontology annotation, biological process: double-strand break repair via homologous recombination; protein sumoylation. Gene Ontology annotation, cellular component: Smc5-Smc6 complex; nucleus. Lineage: Eukaryota; Viridiplantae; Streptophyta; Magnoliopsida; Asterales; Asteraceae. Gene Ontology annotation, molecular function: zinc ion binding; SUMO ligase activity. The transcript is spliced from 7 exons. The record is from RefSeq and is a predicted model, not a curated record. The coding region runs from base 127 to 882 and encodes 251 amino acids.
GCAAAAUUUUCCUCAAAUAAUACAAUUUCCCCUUUCCCCCCUUUUUCUGAAUUCCCGCCGGUAAAUACAUCUAUUUUCACAAAAUCUCGAUCGGAAAACCAAGAAUCAGAUAACGCCGUCGACGUGAUGGCGUCGACUUCAGCUCCGCAAGUAUCAUCUAGAAUGAAAAACGCCGCUUCAACACUUUGCGACGAUAAUCAAACACUCCUUGCUGAUAUUCGAAGGGCUAUAAGUAGUAUGAAGGAAAUUGGGAUUAGUCUUGAGAAACAACACAAAACCCAAUUGGUGAAGGAACUUGAAAAUGAGUAUAUGGAGUUACUGCAAUCUUAUGAGGAUUGUGCUAAUCUUUCCGUUGCAAUUGAAAAUGUUGGGAAUACGUAUCAGCCCGCUGAACAGCCGACUGAUUUUAAGAAACUGAUAGACAAUGAGAUGGCAAAGGCAAAACGCCGUUCGACUUCUGCCCCACAAGUUAAUCAGUUGUUACGCCUCUUUAGAGAAGCUAUCUGGAAUGUGCAUAAUUCUGGACAACCUAUGCCCGGUGAAGAACAGGAAGAUAUCAUAGUCACUAGUACACAAAAUAUCCUUUUAAAUUUUACCUGUCCGUUAAGUGGAAAACCUGUUACUGAACUCUCAGAACCUGUACGCAGUAUGGACUGCAAGCAUAUAUAUGAGAGGAAGGCUAUCAUGCAGUACAUCAGUUCCAAGUAUAGCAAUAGAUGUCCAGUGGCAGGAUGUCCUAAAACCAUGAUUGCAGCAAGAGUUGUAUGUGACCCAUUGUUACUCAUCGAAAUUGAAGAAUCACGUGCAAUGAAUAAGGACACAAUCCCGCCUAACAUCAUAGAGGAUUUCACUGAGGAUACUGACGAAGAAAAUUCUGAGUGAGAAACAUCAUAAUAUGCAAUCGUGACUCACCUCUUAGAUAUCAGUUGUAGCUGCGUAGGGUAUAAAGAUUAAUGGAAUCUUUUGUUUUUGUUAUGACUUAUGAAGUGAUAGUUGUUUGAUAUCUGAAUUCUACAAUCAGUUUUAAAUGUUUAGAAGGCAUACAUAUGAUGUUUUUGUUGCUAGAACGCACUGUAACGAAGUUUAUGACCUAUCUACCCACAUUCUAAUUUCUAAGAUA